AAUUUGGACUAUUCUAUUGGAGUUAACGUAUUCCAAUACUCUCAGCAAAUUCGAAGAAAAAGCCUCGAAAAUGCCAGAAAAUAACAAAUUAAAUGGCAAACACGCGGCAAAAUGUUAGGGUUGACUUUUCGUCUGAUAUGUUGACCCAAAGAAGAACAGAAUUAUAAAUUACUUGGCGUUUAUAACUUAUAAGUUACAACUUAUAAGUACCCAUUGUACGAACUCUGAAGAGUUCAAAAUUCAUUUUAGCUUUUAAGUUUUGAGCAAUCGAUUCGCCAAAUAGAAAAAGGAAAAGUUUCGAUCAAAAAGAUUAAAACAAAAAACAAAAAGUUCAAUUCUGUCCUUUCCGCAAGAAAAAAAACAAAAUGGAGGUGGAGCUGGAAAUACUAGUGCCGAAACCGCCGAAGCAGAAGAGCGGCGGCGGCGGCAAAAUCGCGUGGGGUGGCGCGUUCGCCGGGGAGCUGAAUCGCGUGAAUUGGAUCGCUCUGCCGAUGAUAGUGGUGACGGUUUCACAAUUUCUGCUGCGUGUUUCGCCCAUGUUCAUGCUUGGCCAUUUGGAUCAACUCUCAUUAUCCAGCGCCUCCAUCGCCACCUCUCUCUGCAAUGUCACCGGAUUCAGUGUUGUCUUUGGAAUGUCUAGUGCAUUGGAAACCCUAUGCGGGCAGGCAUAUGGAGCCGAACAGUACAUAAAAGUAGGAACUUUCACUUACGGAGCUAUUUUAUGCCUAUUUAUAGUGUGCCUACCAGUUUCUCUUCUGUUCAUCUUCACAGAGAAGCUGCUAUUAUUAACAGGCCAAGACCCGUUAAUCUCGGCCGAAGCAGGAAAAUUCGCAAUACAGCUAAUCCCGACGCUAUUUCCCUAUGCGAUUCUUCAGUGUCUUGUUCGUUACUUGCAGAGCCAGAGUUUGAUAUUUCCGAUGGUUUGGAGCUCGUUAGCAUCUCUGUUCUUUCAGUUACCUCUGUGUUGGGCAUUUGUGUUUAAGUUGAAUCUUGGAAACAGUGGAGCAGCAUAUUCGAUCGGGAUUUCGUAUUGGUUUAAUGUUGUUUUGCUUGUGCUUUAUGUGAAGUACUCUUCGUCCUGCAAUAAAACCCGUCCUUCAUUAUCGAUGGACGCUCUUGCAACUAUGAGGGAGUUCGUUCAACUUGCUAUACCUUCUGCCGCUAUGGUUUGUUUGGAGUGGUGGUCGUUCGAGCUAAUAUUCUUGUUGUCGGGCAUAUUGCCAAAUCCACAAUUACAGACAUCAGUUCUUUCUAUAUGCUUCACCAUUUCGACUUUGCACUAUCACAUACCGUAUUCUUUUGGUGCUGCUGCAAGCACUGUGAUAUCGAACGAGCUUGGAGCAAGUAAACCGGAAGCAGCCAGAGUAACUCUCCACGCAGUGUUGGUUCUGUCAAUAGCAGAGUUAUUAUUAGCCAGCAUUCUUGUUGUGAUUUGUGGUCCUAUACUGGGCUAUGUGUUUAGCCAGGAGAAAGAAGUUGUCGAAUAUGUCAAACAAAUGGCACCGUUUCUUAGCGUUUCUAUUAUCAUGGAUGGCUUACAGGCUGUACUUUCAGGGGUAGCGAGAGGUAGUGGGUGGCAGCAUAUAGGUGCCUAUGUGAAUCUAGGGUCGUAUUAUCUUGUGGGUACACCGUUGGCUUUACUUCUUGCGUUUGUAUUUGAUCUGAACGGGAAAGGCCUUUGGACUGGACUUGCAGCUGGAGCAACUGUACAAUCUAUCGCACUUUCGCUAGUGACUUGCUUCACAAACUGGGAUAAACAGGCAAUUGUAAUAAUACGACGCAGGAGUUUUUCUGGAGGAUAUCCAGGUCGAAUCGAGCCUUGAAAAUUGGUGGAGACGUGUUAAAGAAAAUGAUUCAAGAAAGCAUUGCACACGGGAAAUGUAAAGAAACAAACAAUUAUAAAGGAAAAUUAGUAUUCGAAACCCGGCCGGGAGGAGGUGGUUGUGGUGGUGGGGUGGCGGCAGCCUGGAAAGUUACGAAAGUAACUUACUGGGAUGUUGAAAUUUUUGCUGAAUGUGAAUAGUGAUUACUGAUUAGUGAAGUGAGCUUGUGUACAGUGCCAAAAACAUGUUGUCUGAAUUGUACUUGAGUGCAAAUAUUAAUAUAUAUUGGUUCCAUCGUCAGUUUUGUUA
Erythranthe guttata (spotted monkey flower) is the source of this 2132-nucleotide messenger RNA. Its product is annotated as protein DETOXIFICATION 14. NCBI's taxonomy places the organism in Eukaryota, Viridiplantae, Streptophyta, Magnoliopsida, Lamiales, Phrymaceae. Gene Ontology annotation, molecular function: antiporter activity; xenobiotic transmembrane transporter activity. Gene Ontology annotation, biological process: xenobiotic detoxification by transmembrane export across the plasma membrane. Gene Ontology annotation, cellular component: membrane. The record is from RefSeq and is a predicted model, not a curated record.